AUUCACUCCAGGCGUAAGCGCCUAUGUUGCUGUUUUGUAUCGCAUGCCUUCAUGAACUAUCUCCCGGCAUUACCGUGACUACUAGUCAACAGGCUGUCGUAUGUCUUAUUCCGAUUAGUCACCCUCUCGCCAUUCGAUGUAUUGUUCGGUAUCUCAAGUUUGUGGCUAUCACGAGUUUCACGGUUCUGUGCUGGGAUUGAUCACCUUUGCAGACGAGGUAGCUUUGAUCUGGUGUAAACACAAGGACCUCAUUCGUUCUAGUUGGGUACCUCUUUCUGCUGGAUUUGUUGUCAACAUGGUUGCGUUGACCCCCCUCAAGGGUUGUGGCUUCCGACCUAAAAUGACUGGCAUCAUACUGCUGUUGAGAUGCAGAAAUUUCGUCAGAUACCAAGGUGUCAUGGCGAUCAUUGGUGUCAGUAUAGCAGAACUGAUGAUGCUGAUGCGGGUCCAUGCGUUGUAUCGAGAUCGCAGACUUGUCGCUGUGGUCCCGGGCCUUCUCUUAUUAGUCUGGAUCGCAGUGAUAUCACGCAAUUAUAAUGGUUCCUCAUACUCAACAAAUACACUUGAGAUCCAUGAUUUUCCGCCGUAUGAAGUCAUUGUCCUGGCUCUCUCUGCUACCCGGGCAUGGUUGCCUUUGGCAUAUGACACUGCCAUUUUUAUCUUGACUCUUUGGCACACCUUGCCCAGUCAUCAUCGGAAUGGAGUAGUUGGACAUAUCUUGCAAACAUUCCAAUCAGAUGGUACAUUGUACUAUAUGCCUGAAGAGCAUUGUUGCUCAAUUAGUGUUCUUGUGAGAUUCUCAGCUCGUCUGUCUGCUGCCACGCUGGAUAACUCCAUCAUCGCCCUGUCAGGUUAA
Suillus subalutaceus is the source of this 856-nucleotide messenger RNA. RefSeq lists its product as uncharacterized. The record is from RefSeq and is a predicted model, not a curated record. The transcript has 12 exons. Bases 137 to 856 code for a protein of 239 amino acids. Lineage: Eukaryota; Fungi; Basidiomycota; Agaricomycetes; Boletales; Suillaceae.